AUGGCGUCCAAGUCCUUCUACGCAAUCGUCGCCGGAGCCGGCUCCGGAACAGGCCGUGCCGCUGCCGUCCGCUUUGCGCAGACCUACCCUGUUGUGCUUCUCGCCCGCAAGCCAGAGAGCUACAACGACAUCGUGAAUGAGAUCAAGCAGUCUGGUGGCAAGGCCAUUGGUAUCACGGCCGAUGCGACGGAUGAGACCGCCAUCAAUGCCGCCUUUGAGACUAUCAAGAAGGAAUUGCCUGGUAGCAGGCUCGCCGCUGCCAUUUACAACGUCAACGCAGGCUUCGCUCGCAAGCCUUUCCUGGAGCUUACGAAGAAGGACCUUGAUACAAGUCUAGAUGCCGCUCCGAAGGGCUUUUUCUCCUUUGCCCAGAAGACGCUGCCUCUUCUCUUGGACUCAGUCGCAGACUCUCCGCACCCGCCGUCUCUCAUCAUCACCGGCGCCACGGCCUCGCUCAAGGGCUCUGCCUAUUUUGGCUCCUUUGCGGCGGGCAAGUUUGCAAUGCGCGCUCUGGGUCAGUCCCUGGCUCGAGAAUUCGGCCCCAAGGGCGUGCACGUGGCUCAUGCCAUCAUCGACGGAGGUAUCGACACGCCAUGGGGCAAGGAGUUCCAGGUCAACGACGGCGUGGAAGAUGGCAAGAUCUCACCCGAGGCCAUCGCCGACACUUACUGGUUUCUGCACACUCAGCACCGGUCCGCCUUCACGCAAGAGGUUGACAUUAGACCGUAUGUUGAGAAGUUCUAA
Molecule: messenger RNA, 744 nt
Organism: Colletotrichum gloeosporioides
Lineage: Eukaryota; Fungi; Ascomycota; Sordariomycetes; Glomerellales; Glomerellaceae
Exons: 4
Coding region: 1-744 (247 amino acids)
Source: RefSeq, a predicted model, not a curated record